This is a messenger RNA of Scylla paramamosain (green mud crab), 1964 nucleotides long. RefSeq names its product ubiquitin-conjugating enzyme E2 N (gene ben). The transcript has 6 exons. The record is from RefSeq and is a predicted model, not a curated record. Lineage: Eukaryota; Metazoa; Arthropoda; Malacostraca; Decapoda; Portunidae. The coding region runs from base 125 to 583 and encodes 152 amino acids.
ACCUUAUAGGUUGCAAUAAGUGUAAGUGGAAAAUCCCGGAGGAGGGCGAGAGCCAGACAUUACUGGAACACACCUGAACCUGUGGUCUUGGCGCCGCGGUGUGUGCGGGGAAUAUAUCACUAAAAUGGCUGCAGGGUUGCCGCGGAGGAUAAUCAAGGAAACCCAGCGGUUGAUGGCAGAACCAGUGCCAGGCAUCUCAGCAGUACCAGAUGAGACAAAUGCUCGAUAUUUUCACGUAGUUGUUGCAGGUCCAGAAGGAUCACCAUUUGAAGGCGGCGUAUUUAAAUUAGAAUUAUUUCUGCCAGAAGAGUAUCCAAUGAGUGCCCCUAAAGUCAGAUUUAUGACAAAAAUUUAUCAUCCCAACAUAGAUAAAUUAGGAAGAAUUUGCCUUGAUAUUCUUAAAGAUAAAUGGAGUCCAGCACUGCAGAUUCGUACAGUAUUACUGUCUAUUCAAGCACUUCUUUCUGCACCCAACCCAGAUGAUCCCCUAGCUAAUGAUGUUGCUGAACUGUGGAAGGUUAAUGAGUCUGAAGCUAUUCGUAUUGCACGGGAAUGGACACGUACGUAUGCUAUGGGGAACUAGUGCUUGCCUUUACAUAAUUUUCUUUGUAUAAAAAUAUGAUUUCUCAGGAUGAGGAGUAUAUUAUUGACGAAGGAGUGCAUAGCUACUGUAACACUGAACCAACUUGGCAUGAGCCAUAAAAUCCAUGGGAUUGGCAUCCUCUGCCAGCAAGAGCUGUUGGUGACUUGUAGUCCUUGAUAAAUACUGUCCAAAGGCUGUCACCUGCUCUAGGCUAAGUCCAAUUGAUAGAAAUAAAGGCAGACUUUGGUAGCUUCAUGGAAUGCAAUGCAUCUAUUGAUGUUGACCAGAGACAAAAGCCUUUUCGAAAAUGAAAACAAGUGAUUUUUUUUUUCUUUGUUUUGGGCCACAACAAAUUAUUUUCUUAUGUUUGUUCUAGUCUUCUUUUAGGGAAGGUUUCGUUAUGUGGAAUUGGCUGCCUUUUCAGAUAGGCGAGGAAUUCCAUCAGCAUGAAUUUUGCGUGAUUUUUACAGUAUCAAUGCCUAUCUUCAUUUGUCCCCUUCCUAUUAAUUUCUUUAUAUUGGGGUGAUAUUGAAGAAACAUCAUGUUUUUUGGCCCUGUAUCUACAGUGCCUUUUGUCUGCUUAAUCUAUACUGCAAAGCUUUUAAAUAUUAGGAGUUUCACUUAUAUGUCACAUGGAAAAUAAAGAUGAGCCACUGCAGCACAGGGCCAGAGAACAUUUCAGCAUCACAUUGACAUGUAUAGCUGUAUUUUUGUGGGUAACAUAACUAUCAACUUAAGCACUUAAUUCUGAUAUAUAAUGUGUUAAGUGUAUUACAGUUCAGGAUAAAUCUUAUGUGCAAACUUAAGUACUGUAUGUCCCAAAAUGUUGAUUGUUUAAAAUUUUCUUGUGCUGUUAACUUUCUAGUAGUACAGUACUGCCACAUUCGAGUUUCUUUUUUAUUUUCAUGUGGAAACUACAUUUUCAGCACCAAAGAAAUAUGAUACAUAAUUAUGAAGUACAGAAAGAAGGAUAUGUCUCAGAUGAAUUUUUCAUACAAUGCACUCAAACAAAAUAAAAAUUUAAGAUGCAAAUACUAAUGUGGUGCACAUUGCAUUGCAGUAAGAAUCAACUUGGAAUGUGAGGUCACACCCAGUUAUUUUUUAGUUUAUUUGUUUAGCAGGAUAAUUUGGGACAUGUAGUACAUUGUGGUAUCUACAGAAAUACUGCCCUAGAACCAUAUGAAUGUCCUAUGUAAAUGACUCAUUCCAUAUAGUGUGUAUUAUUAAUAGGCCUUAUAUUGAAAGUCAUCUUGCAUUACUUUGUUUUGUCACACCAUCAUAAUAAGAUUGUAUUAAUGCUUGCAGGAAAGAAAGAAAAAUUGGCAAUGUUUCAAUCAAGUGAAAUUUUGUAUGCUGCUUAGGAGUAAAAACUAAUAUAUAA